UUGAUAAAAUUAACUUUUUGUUUACUUUAAAUUUCAGAAUAUCUGUUUCACUAUUUUGUAAAACUAUUUUCCUCUUGUCAUAGUCCACAUAUCAAACGCAAUUUAUUCCGUUUUGAUUAAUUAAUUUAUUUUGGAUGCGCUACACAUCCUUAUUAUCAAAGAAGGGAAAAGAAACAAAAGCGGCGUUAGAACUAAUACAUAUAAAAAGACAACUCCAUUAAUUGUAAAAUGCUGUUUAAUCCAUACAACGUGAUAAUGUUACUCUAUGCAACUUUUACUUAUUUGAACUUUCCACAAAGUCCGACAACUUCGGAGGAAGUAGAAGUCAAAGAAAAAAUUCAACGUUUACUACUGGAAAUACAGGACGAAAAUCAAUUCGAAUUAGAAGAGGAAGAUAUAUUAGAUUUUUACAAUACAUAUGAGGCCCCAGAAGCGGAAUCGGUUAACUUAUUCGAAGCAGAUAAUAGUAAAAUAUAUCUUCCGGAGGAAAUUAUCUGUAGUUCUGUGGAAGCAACUAUAUCGGAUGACUAUAAAAGACAUGCCGUGGAAUAUUGGAGAAGCGGUAUAACAGGACCAAGAUCACUUGAAGGAGUUAGAAGAAGGUUUAAAAAAGUUUCAUCAAUACGACAAUUGCGACGAUGCGAGAUCCAAAUUAGUGAAGGCGGCAAUAGAUUAGAAAAAUUAAAAAGAAUAUCUGAAUACACUUUAAACCGUUUUAAUGAAGCAAUUGAGAAAGGUUUUACAAUACACGAUAUUGACCUCGCUCGAUGGGCUUCUCGAGCCCAAGAGGAGGAAAAUGCUUCAGGAUUUAAAGCAUCAGAAUCCUGGAUUAAAAGAUUUAAAAGUACACACAAUAUCGUGUCUCGAAAAAUAACAAAAUUUGUAACGAAAAAUCAUUGCUAUCGAAAACAGAUUUGGAAAAUAAGUGUGAUACAUUUAUUGCGAACGUAAAAUAUUAUAUUGAUCAAUAUGGCACGCAAAACAUUUAUAACUCGGAUCAGAGUGGAUUUCAAUUAGAAUUUCAUUUCGGUCGUACCUUAGCACAUAAAGGUGUAAAAAAGGUAGAAUCUGUAGUACAGUCUAUAUCAGCAACCACACACAGUUAUACCAUACAGCCGACUAUUUCAGCUGAUGGUAGAUUGUUGUCGCCUCUUUUUAUUACAUGGAAAGAAAUUACAAGAACCUUUGGUCCGAGAAUGCAGGAAACAUUAUUUAAAGCGCCUAAUAUUUUUGUUACAGCUUCAAAAUCAGGCAAAUUAACAUCAAAUCAUGUAAAAACUUGGCUGAAAGAUGUCUUUUUUCCAAAUGUCGGACCACGAUCCGUACUAUUAUUAGAUUCGUGGAGUGGACACUGUCCCAACAUAAUUUCAGAAACGAGACCAGAUUCUGCGACAGAUAUUAUUUUCCUAACUAUUCCGGCCGGUACAACGGGAAAAAUUCAGCCAUUUUUUAGAUGUAUACGGCUUCUGAUUAUGGAAACAUUUUAUUAAACAUUUUUCCGACACCAUUAUAUUGUUAGAUCUUGCAAUAGAUCUUCAAGUUAGAAAUAAUAUUCUGAAAUUGCAAUCAUUAACACAUAACCAAUUUUCGUCACCCAGGCUUCAAAAUUUAUUUAAAUUUGCGUGGUUUAAAAGUGGGUAUAUACAGAAUAGACCGGAAGAAUUUCAAACACCAGUUGAAUUUUGUUUCAAAGAUCAUUCCAAAUUGAAAUGCGAUAUAUGUGAUGGAAUUUCUGUAAUUAUUUGUUCUUGGUGUAAAAAAUCGCUUUGUAUCACACAUUUCUUCCAUGAGCACCAUCUAUGCAAUGAAUAUGUGCCAUAAAUGUAAUACAAAUUUUGAAAUAUUAAAAUAUAUUAUGUUGUUACUAAUAUUGUUUUAAAUACAUA
This is a messenger RNA of Vollenhovia emeryi, 1886 nucleotides long. RefSeq lists its product as uncharacterized. The transcript has 2 exons. The record is from RefSeq and is a predicted model, not a curated record. NCBI's taxonomy places the organism in Eukaryota, Metazoa, Arthropoda, Insecta, Hymenoptera, Formicidae. Bases 229 to 951 code for a protein of 240 amino acids.